This is a messenger RNA of Pterocles gutturalis (yellow-throated sandgrouse), 612 nucleotides long. It is a transcript of the gene CIMIP5, whose product is annotated as chromosome unknown open reading frame, human C2orf50. The transcript is spliced from 4 exons. Lineage: Eukaryota; Metazoa; Chordata; Aves; Pterocliformes; Pteroclidae. The coding region runs from base 1 to 612 and encodes 203 amino acids. The record is from RefSeq and is a predicted model, not a curated record.
AUGACCCAUCUUCCAGCCUGCAAUCUUGACUUGACUGAUCUUUAUCCAUUUGAGGAAGAUGACGAUGACAGUGCAAAUGUCAGUAUUCAAGGCAGCCACAACAUACCUCACAAUACUGGGGAUAGAGUUAGUCUUAAAAUGGACCAAUCCAGAAGAAACACCUUGGUUAAGUCUUGGCAACCAGCAACCACACCUCUGGGGAAACCAGCCUCAGCUCCCUUUGUGUCUCUCGGCAGCACCCAACUCAGAAGACCUGUCACUGCACAACCGGCUGCUCAGGCCUGGGCAGCCGAGCAGGCAGCACGGCACCAGGAUCAGAUUCAACAGGAUAAGAUCUGGAGAGAGUCUGUGGAGGCUGAACAGAGAAGAAGAAAAAUCUGGUACCAGAACUGGAGUUUCCUAAAGGACUACGACCAAAUGGGUAAUAAAAAGGAGCAGAAGCCACUGCCAAACUAUAUACCUGUGUUCUCAAGCGAAGUUCCCAACUCGACCAACCAGAGUAUUGGCAGUCGAAUGAAUACUGAACUUGGCAGGGCUCUGGUAAACAUGGAUUACCUCUUCAGCAGUGGAUCACGAAAGAGAAAACUUGAGGGUGAGCUCCAGCUUUCCUAG